AUGUUGGUAACGUUGCCGCGACAUCAACCCCAACAUUAUUUUGACGUGCCGUUGCGUGUCCCAAAAGCGGCGAGAACGAAAUAUUUCGCGCCAGACGUCUCAUCAUCCCACCACCGGGUUUCCGUGUUCCCGCCCCGGCUAUCCUCUCGUCGUCUUGCGGUACGGCUACUCCAGGUGUUCUCGUGCGGUGUCGGCGAGUGCGUCGGCGGUGACGGGAGAGACCGAAAACAGGCCGCCCCCGUGCCGUCCCUCGCCGGGUUUCCCACCGUGUGGAUGGCGUGCGGGAACAGCCACUCGGUGGUUAUCGGAGCCGGAGGUGACGCACUGGGUUUCGGUUUGAACACACACGGUCAGCUCGGGGUAGGCGAGGUAGAAGGUGGCGAGAGGCCAGCAGUUCUGCACCCCCGACCGAUCGUCGGAACGUUCUCCAAGCCUCUCACCUUGCGCCCCGCCGCGGCGGCUGCCCCAGACGACGCGCCCUCGCCCCGAGAUUCAAACGCCACGGGAGCCGCCAGCGCCACCUCCACUAGGCCCGCUCCCGCCGGCGCGGAAGGCGCCGCCGCCGCCGUCGCCGCCGCCGCUGCCGCCACCGCUGCUGCCGCCGCCAGCAGGGUCGGUGGUGAUGGCGCCAGCGGCGGCUGCAUGAAGAGCGGGGCGACCCCGCCCGCGUUUCUGGCCGCCCGCGCGGCCUGCGGGCAGAGCCACACCGUGCUCGUCUCGACGGCGGGGGACGCUUGGGCCUGCGGCCGCAACCGGUCGGGCCAGCUGGGCGUCGAUCCCAACAUUGUUGGCGAGACCAGCACGCCGGUGAGGGUCCCGCUAGAGGGAGAAGGGGGAGGGGGGGGAGCGGUGGAGGCAGACGCCGUCCAAGCGGCCGCGGGCAGGGCGCACUCCCUCGUGCUGCUCUCCGACGGGAGGGUGGUCGGCUUCGGGAGCGACGAAUUCGGGGCGCUCGGACCUACUGAGCCUCCCGCCGCCGCCGCCGCCGCCGUUGGCGACAGCAUGGAGGUGGACACCGCGACGCCCCGCUCUUGCUACCAUUGGAAGCCCACGGUCAUCGAGGCUCUCAGCGGGCGGUGGGUAGCCUCGGUGUCUGCCGGCGGCGAGCAAAGCUUCGUGUUAGCGGUGGGCCCGGCGCCGCCGCCGGCCGUUGGGGCGGGGGCGGGGACAGCCCACCCCGCGCCUCCCUUGCCUUCUUUCACGGGUGACGCCGCUUCUGUUGCUGGGGCCAUGGGAUGGCCAGACGAUAAGACUACCGUGGCGGCGGCCAUGUCAGUAGACAGCGAUUCGGCAGCGGAGCAGAAGUUCACGCCAGCACCAGCGGCCACCGAGAGCGAGGCACGCCGCGAAGGAGGUGGAGAAGAUGCGGGCGGCGGGCCGGGAAGCCUCGCCGGGGCCGCCGGCCCGCUCGUGAGACGGGGCUCCGAGGCGCUGUCUCUCCGGCGGCGGUUCUCGCUCCCGCCGACGCUGAGGAUGUGGACGGCGGGCGAGUUCCUGCAGCUGAUCAGGAGGGCAGAGGCAGCCGCGGUGGCCGGGGACAGCUCGGACGUGGAGGGGGAGGCCAGCCGCGGGGGCGCAGAAGAAGCGGCAGUGCUAGAGGCGGUGCGACAAACUUUCGCCUCGCCAUCGGUCCUGAGCGCGUGCUUCAACAUCGAAGCACCGGCAGAGGCCCGACACGGCAACCUGGGGAGGAAGCAGACGGGGGAAGGGAGGGGACAGGGGACGGCUUUCCCCCGGGUGGAUGCGGCGGGGUUGGAAGCUGUGUACGCGGGGCUCGCGGGUCUGGGGCCGAGGGUGGUGGAAAACACUGUGGUCGUCGAUCGAGGAGGGAUCCACCUUCUCGCGAAAUGUGGGGGAGUCUCCGGACCCGGGCAAGGACAUGGCCAUGGAGAGGAUCUGCAAGACGGUGCUCGGGCUCAAGGGGCACGCCCGCUGGUGGCUCAUGCGCAGGAGGACUAUUCUGCGGAACUUUUCUCCUCCCGACUGGUCAAGCCCAUGGUCGAGCACCUUUCCAUCUGGCUGAAGAGAGUGGGGCAGAGGAGGCCCUACUACCCUACCGCGGCUUUGCUACUCAAGUGGCUGCAUUCCAUCAACGAGCUCGAGGGGACGCCGAAGGUUCCAUACGAGGACUUUUUCAGUGACUACAUCUCAAACAUGCGCGCGGAUAACGUCGUGCAGGACCUGCUCACGUGGAAGGACCAGCAUCCCUCUGUUAGGAUCAAACGGUUCUUCCUUUGCGAGCACCCCUUCUUGAUGUCUACCGACUUGAAAAAGUUCUUGCUUAAGGCGGAAGCUCAAGUGGAGCAGGACAAGGCCGCCCAAGCCUCGGGGCACUACGUUCCCCUCGUAGGCGUGGUGAUCAACCCGUACUUGGUGCUCACGGUCAACAGGACCCACUUGCUCCAAGAAACGUUGGCACAGGGGACGCACUCGACUCAAAGAACGAUAAAUUCCGCCACUGCACCUGCCGUUCAUUUUUACGCGACCCUCUUGGCGUACGCUCCCUCCUCCCCCUCGUCUCUGUACUGUAUCUUCCCCACGUUGUGGCUUGGGGGGUUCGCACUCGACCCAAAACCACCCCCCUGUUGCGCUGCGUUCCCUCCUCACGUACCUCGCCCCGCAAAGGUUUCCCGGCUACCAGACGCGGACCUGCGGAAGCGGCUGAAAGUGGUUUUCCGCGGAGAGGAUGGCGUCGAUGAGGGAGGGGUUACGAAGGAGUUCUUCCAGCUGCUGACUGUCCAGCUGUUCGACCAGUCCUUCGGCAUGUUCGUGCCGGCGGGAGAGGGAGGCCGGGUGCUGUGGUUCAACAAGGACUGCGUCUGGGCCGACGAGGAGUACGGGCUGGUGGGCCUGUUGGUGGGGCUCGCGGUCUACUCGGGGGUGAUCCUGGACGUGCCCCUGCCGCUGGUGGUGUUCAAAAAGGUCCUCGGGGAGCAGCUCUCGCUAGAGGAUCUCGGAGACAUCGACCCCGGUCUACUCAAGGGUUUCCACCAGCUGCGGGAUUAUGAUGGCGGGGACGAUGAAGACGUCUUCGGCCUCGACUUCAGGGUAACUUGGGAUGACCUGGGGAUGGAGCGCAGCCACGACUUGGUGGAGGGGGGCGCGAAUAUCCCGGUGACAAGCGAGAACAAGGAGAGUUACGUGGAACUUUACGCGCAAUUUCUUCUGGUCGGGGCGGUCUCGCGGCAGAUGGACCACUUCAAGCAGGGCUUUCUUAGGGUCAUGUCCGGGGCGGCUUCGAUAUCAUUGUUCAGGGCGGAGGAGCUCGAAGUCCUCGUUACGGGAACGUCGGAGCUCGACUUCGAGGAGCUCGCCAAGGCCACCGAGUACGACGGGGGCUACGACGAGGACCACCGCACCAUACUGGCUUUCUGGCGCGCUGUGGGGCGGAUGCCUGCCGAGGAGCAACGGCGCCUCCUCAUGUUCGUCACGGGCUCGAAGAAGGCCCCACUUGGUGGGCUAGGCAAGCUCACGUUCAAGAUCCAGCGGGCGGGGCCGGACACGGACCAUCUUCCUACAGCCCACACGUGCUUCAACACUCUCGUGCUCCCGGAGUAUUCGGGAGAGGAAAAGUUGACGAGGCUCCUCAAGAGAGCCAUCGCGGAGUGCGAGGGUUUCGGGCUAAGGUAAUGCCGGUGGGCAGCCCUUCGUUUGAGGUCGCACAUGGAUUUGCACAGGCAGCGUCAUCGUAGACGAGGGCGAGCAGCAUUGUAUUGGGUCUGCAGUAUAGCCAAACCUUUAUUUGUUGGGCUGGGGGAUUUGGGAGCCGAAGAGAUGUGCAUGCAGUGGGCCGAUGUGAAACGAUUUUCGGGUGACCCUAAACGCGGAGACCUGAGUCGGGGUCGACCAAGACCCCGAAGACAGUAAUGUCAAUCACCGAGCGCGGGGAUUAGGACCGGGAAUAGCAGCGCGUCGGCGGGGACAUGGCAAGUGGUAUGGAAGAUCGUUGCGGUGGCUGCCUUGUGGAUAAAAUUUUCCGCGUAAUUGUUCAGGGAACCUUUUAACUGGUAGAUAUCUAUAGCGUAAUCUGUCGAAGCGCGGUACAAGUUGAUAACUUUAUGCGUUACGUUCGAUAAAUGAACUUGCAGAGUGCAGCCGAAUAGUUGGCGUCGUUCAUCAGAGUUUCUGGGUGUAUGGAGUUUAUGUAUGUGAAAUCAGUUUCGACAGAAAUGCGAUGGAGUUCUGGUGCUUCACGCCCGCUACGAAUAUCCGUUCAGCGCGUAGACUAUACCUGGUACAUUUCGACAAUACCUUGCGCGCCGGAUACAACAACACGCAACGACAGGGCUGUCGGGCG
Molecule: messenger RNA, 4297 nt
Organism: Ectocarpus siliculosus
Lineage: Eukaryota; Phaeophyceae; Ectocarpales; Ectocarpaceae
Source: the annotation of a GenBank genome assembly